Molecule: messenger RNA, 1926 nt
Organism: Anneissia japonica
Lineage: Eukaryota; Metazoa; Echinodermata; Crinoidea; Comatulida; Comatulidae
Product: DALR anticodon-binding domain-containing protein 3-like
Biological process (GO): arginyl-tRNA aminoacylation; tRNA C3-cytosine methylation
Molecular function (GO): tRNA binding; arginine-tRNA ligase activity; ATP binding
Source: RefSeq, a predicted model, not a curated record
UUGAGGAGUAUGAUGUCAAACAUUCAGGAAGAGAGUCAGAAGUGGGUGCUCCCUGUGAGUUCCUGCUACAUAUCAGCUUCAGGGUCACUUAACAUAUCAAUUUGCAGGCAACAUGCCUUCAAGAAAGUCUUACAAAACGUCAAAGAUGAAGGAAGUUGCUAUGGUUGCAAGAACUUUAAUGGAAUUCAGGAGGUGGUACUUAAUUAUGCAGCUGGUGUCUGCCAUGAUGAUGCUUCUGCUUUGACACUAACCCAGUUGAGGGCAUUGCUCAUUUGCAAUCAUUUAGAAGUGAUGCUCAAAUCAUUGAGGCGCAGUGUCCAUCGUGUAAAACAACCCACAGCUAAGGAAACAUCUUGGAUUGAUACCGCUUUCAGCUUCAGCAUUCCUGAAGAAAAUAAACAGAAUUUAGAAAAAUUUGAUAAGCGGCUUAAGGACUCGCUAGCAGAAAGUAAGUUCCGAGUGCCAAUCAAGGAAACUAUUGAAGGAGGUGUCAGUACAGAAGAUGUUGAACUUAGAAAUUCUGAUAUUUCACUUGAAGUGAAAGACUUUGUAACAGAACAGAAACAAGUUGGGAAGAAUUACAUUAAAAAUAUAAAAAUAAUAUCAGUCAAUGAAAUGGGAACAGAAUUAACUCUUCUUCAGGAACUUUCAAUGAUAGAAUCAGUUGUUGAUUCUCUUAAACCAGCGGAUGAUAUUGUUGUACUGCAUGUCACCAGUCAUGACAAAGAGUACAAACAACAGUGUUUAGAUAUCUUGUUCAGAAUUGGCUCUCAGCAUGCAAACAGGUGCCAACAUCUCCACCUGGUUCAUGGACAGGUACAUACAGAGAACAUGGGACCACCUGGCAGUAAAAUGCAAAUGACCGCUGAGAAAUUUUAUAAUCUACGGAAGUUGCAAAUGAGGAAAGCAUCUGAGGUCAAACAUGGAGACACAGUAAAAGGUAAACUAUGGGAUGCCAGAAUAAACAACCUGACAUCAGCAUCAGUGAAAUUUGAGCUUCUUGGAACUUCUCAUCAACAAACAAUCAAGCUGGAUUUAGGACAGCAGGUGGAUGGUGAAAGGUCACAAAGUAAAGAUGGUGUAUUUGUCAUGUACAACUAUGCUAGAUUGUCAACUUUAUUCAAAAAGUUUGAGGAGAGGGUCAACCAAGGCUUCUAUCCAUCUUUACCAAAUAUAUCAGAGGUAGAUUUUAACCUGCUGAGAGAGGAAGAGGAGUGGCAUCUUUUCUUCCAGUACAUCUUACCAUACCCCGACAUCAUUACAGAGGUGUUGGAACCAGUUUUCCAUUCAGUUGGUCCUCGAAUUCAGCUACAGACACACAAGGUGUGUGGGUUUUUGGUGAACUUAAGUCGAGACCUUAGUGCCUACUACAGCAGAACCCAUGUUUUAAGCGAGGCCAGAGCCCACCUGCUUCCUGUAAUGUUUGCUAGGUUACACCUGCUGAAGGCGAUAAAACAAAUCAUGGAUAAUUCUCUGAAACUCAUUGAUAUUGAACCAUUGCAGGAAAUGUAGGCCUAAUUUCUUGAGAAGCAAACUAGAUACAGAAUUUAAUUUAGUUUCAGAAGCAUUUAUGUGAGGUACCAAAAUUGAUGAGAUACAAACACUUGUAGGGUUUCUUUGGGCAUCACACUGAUAGCUUGGGGUUGAGCAUAACUUUUUCUGCUAUUAUGAAUAUUUUUAUUCCUUCAAUUUAAAAAUUAAAAAUCAUUAGUUCACUGCAAUUUUGUGUAAACAUACUGUACAGUAUGCAUGUAAAUUAAUGAAUGUUUUUGAAAAAGUAAAGAAAAUUUGCUGAUGUUAAAAAGGAAAACACAAUAUAAUCAUGUUAUACAUCACUGUACAUAAUGAUUUUAGCUUUGUAAUAAAUUUUAGUUUCAAAGGGUAAGAUAUAUUCUUCUUAAAGUGCAAUAAAUAAACAGUAAAAUA